Messenger RNA from Lates calcarifer (barramundi perch), 6768 nucleotides. Its product is annotated as ninein-like protein. Gene Ontology annotation, biological process: microtubule anchoring at centrosome. The record is from RefSeq and is a predicted model, not a curated record. NCBI's taxonomy places the organism in Eukaryota, Metazoa, Chordata, Actinopteri, Centropomidae. Gene Ontology annotation, molecular function: calcium ion binding. Gene Ontology annotation, cellular component: centrosome.
ACAGACAGACAGACAGAGAGACAGCUCUGUUCGUUUUAUUCUGAAACGUUAAUUAAAGAAGGAAAGAUGAGGAUGAACACGAUCAGAAAGAAUCAAAGGGAUGUAAAUCACAUAUCAGCGCUGUAAGGAGACAGGACGUGAUCACAGAGGUGUUGGUGUUGCAGCGUGAUGAUUGGAUGGAGGAGGCGGAGCACAGCCACUACGUCGCUCAGCUGAAGGCAGAGUUCGACAGCUGCGACACGACGGCCACGGGCUUCCUGGACAGAGAGGAGCUGACGGCGCUCUGCCACAAACUGCAGCUGGACGCUCACCUGCCGCUGCUGCUCGACACGCUGCUGGGAGAACGCACCUACGGCAGGGUGAACUUCGAGGAGUUUAAAGAAGGCUUCGUGGCCGUCCUGUCUCGCUCUCUGGACUUCAGCACGUCAGAGGACGACAGCAGUUACCUGGAGCCAGUUGUUCCAGAGGAGGUGAAGCCGAAGUUCGUGAAGGGAGCGAAGCGUUACGGCCGGCGCUCUCGUCCUGACAGUGAACCUGACGCCGCGCUGACCUGCGACUCCGAGGACUCACCGCCGUCCAGAACCGAGGCCACGGACUCGUCGCCUGCCGGCGUCCGCAGGGCCAAACUGAGGCGGUCCACGUCUCUGGAGAGCGUCGAGAGCCUGAAGUCUGAUGAGGAGGCAGGAAGUCAGAAGAACUUUCAGUCUAAAGCUCCUCAGCAGGAGGAGGUGCAGCUGGGCAUCGUCGGAGGAGGAGGAGGAGGAGGAGGAGGAGGCCAUGUCCUGACAGCAGUUUGUGAUCACCUGGGGCUGACACAGCUCAGUACAGAGGAGCUGGACCUGCUGCUCAGAAAGCUGGACCCCGACCUGGAUGGCAGAGUCAGCAUCAGGGAUUUCCAGAAGGUUCUCUGUGGCUCCGUCCCCGUCUCCUGCUCCACCCCCAUACGACCUGCUGACCUGCAGAGGGCGCCACACAGGUCUCAGUCGGUGUUAGAGGAGCGCUCGGCUCGUUCCACCUCGCCCUCCCUGCUGACGGCCACAGUGGGUCAGAGAGUCCUCAGCCGGCUGGACGACGGAUCAGGAUGCACCAGCCCCGAGCGGGUCGUCGCCCUCUGGACCGAGGAGGGCAUCAAGAACAGCCAGGACAUCCUGCAGACUCUGGACUUCCCUCUGGAGGAGCGUCUCAGUCUGGCAGACCUGACUCUGGCUCUGGACAAUGAGCUCCUGGUCAGCGGGAACGGCAUCCACCAGGCGGCGCUCAUCUCCUACAAGAACGAGAUCCAGCACCUGCAGGUGGUGGCGGAGCAGGCCUGCAGAGAGCGUGACAAGGUGAAAGCAGACCUGGACCUGGCCGACCAGAGGAACCUGCAGCUGGUCAGAGAGGUGGACGACCGCCACGCCAGCAUGGAGACGCUGAACCAGAGCAGGAUCAGGGACCUGGAGCAGGACUUCCGUGAUAGGCUGACGGCUCUGCGCAGUCAGUCGGAGCAGGAGAGCGAGGUGCUGCUGCAGCUGGCGGAGAGGGAGCGCGGCUCGCUGCAGGAGGAGCUGCAGCUGCUGAGAGCGCAGGAGGCCGAGCUGCAGGAGGAGCUCUGCAGCACCGCACAGGAGAACAGUCGUCUGGAGGAGGAGCUCAGUGCUGUGAAGCUGAAACUGACUGAAGCUGAGAGCUCAGUGAACAAACUGCAGAGAGACCUGGACCAGCUGCUGCACGACAAGUUUGGUGGUUUGGACCCGGCUGGCGCUGGACUGAGUCACGAGGAGCGAUUCUCUGAAAUCAUCAAGGAGUAUGAACUUCAAUGCAGGGAGCUGCGGGACAGAAACGAUGAGCUGAACUCAGAGCUGGAGCUGCUGAAGAGUCAGAGGAGCGACAGGAAGUCCAGACGAUCUGCAGGAGACUCCGCGCUGAGCUGGACCGAACAACGCUCAGCCAGCGCAGAGUCCGACUCUGACGACUCGGACAUGAAGCGCAGCUCGUCUCCGCUGGUCAGGAAGAAGCUGCAGCCGCACGAUAAAACCGCUCUGUGCUCUCUGGACAGUGGCUCUGGUCCUGCCGUCAGUAUUCAGACUGAACUGGCUCUGGAGCAGCUGAAGCAGAAACACAACCAGGAGCUGCAGCAGCUGCACAUCCAGCUGGAGACACAGGUGAACUACUAUGAGCGAAAUGUGGAGCUGAUGAGGCAGAGCAUGGAGGUGGAGCGUAAAGACAUCUCUCAGGCCUUCAAGCUGGAGAUCAGUGAGCUGGAGGAGCAGAAGGCUCAGGCGGAGCAGCAGGUCAAGCAGCUGAAGGAGGCUCUGGACAAACUGCAGACUCAGAUCCAACAUGGAGGAGGAGGAGGGUGGAGCAACGAGCAGGAGCGCAGGGUGCAGCGGGAGCGGGCGGAGCUGGAGCAGAACUUUGCCCGAGAGAUCAGUAACCUGGUCCAGAGACUGAGCGCGGAGAAGGAUCAGCUGGAGGCCGAGCUGAAGCUGAAGAUGGACCAGGAGGUGAUGCUGGUCAGGGAGGAGUCUGAGCAGCAGCUCUGUCAGAUGAAGCUGCAGCACGCUGAGGCUCAGCGCCGCCUCCUCCACCAGCUCCACCAGGAGCGCCAGCUGCUGCAGGAGCAGAGAGGAUUCUGGGAGAAGCGCCUCGUCCUGUCAGAGCACGAGAAGCUGCGGAGCGAGGAGAGAGCCGGGGAGGAGCGGGCCAGGAUCUGCAGCCAGCUCUCCUCAGAGAAGAGGAGGAUGGAGGAGCAGCACGAGGAGGCGGUCCGUCAGCUGAAGGAGGUCAUACAGAGCUCCAACCUGCAGAUCGGCCAAUCAGAGGCCAGUUUGGAGGAGAUCCGAGGGCGCUGCGCUCAGUUAGAGGACGAUCUCAGUGCCUCCCACGGGCGGUGCUCCGAGCUGGAGGCCAGGCUGGAGGAGGCCUGUGCUCAGCUGGAGGAGAGCAUCGCCUUCCUGGAGUCUCACGAGCUUCUGAGUAAACGUCUGGCCUCAGAGAAGAGCUCGGUGGAGGAGGAGCUGCAGCUGGUGAAGGCCAGAGAGGAGCAGCUCCUGGUCCAGGUGAUCCAGCUGAAGGAGGAGCUGGGAAACGUCCAGGCUGCGUCCGACAGCAUCCAGCAGGACCGGGAGCUGGUGGCUGAUAACUGCAGCCGCCUCUCCAACGCCUUCAUCCAGCAGCAGGCUCAGCUCCGAGCCCGAGACCAGACUGUGAGCGCCCUGAGGUCUGAGCUGGAGAACCUGCAGGAGGCCAUGAGGACCAAAACCGAAUGUGUCUCCAAACUGACUGCUGAACUGGACUCGUUAAAGACGGACCGCGCCAGGCUGAUCCAGGAUCUGAAGGACCAGGCGAUGGCAGUGGACAACCUGCAGCUGGAGCUGGACGGAGUCUCAGAGGAGUUAGAGAGGAGGAGCAGCACCGAGGAGAGUCUGCAGGAGGCUCUGAAGCAGGAGCAGACCAGGACCUUGCAGCUCCAGUCCAGUCUGGAUGAGGAGAAGGAGGAGGUCUGUCGUCUGAGCCAAGAGAACAGCAGCUACACCCGGCUGGCCGACCAGCUCUCCACCCAGAUCGUAGAGAUGGAGGAGGAGAUCACCACGCUCAGAGACCACCUCAGAGACCUCAGCGCCCAGCUCAAUGGGACCGCAGACCUGGUCCUGGACCUCAGGAGGCAGCUCAACUCCAAAACCAGCGAGGUGGAUCGGCUCCGGGCCGAGGUGGCAGAUCUACGACAAGCCAAGUCGUCCCGUGAGAAGCACUGCAGCGACGUCCAGCAGCUGACGGUUCAGCUGAAAACCAAGGACGUAGAGCUGGACCGGGUCAGAGAGCAGGUCCAGCAGCUGCAGCGGGCCCUGCAGGACUCCCAGAACCAGCUGAGGACGACGGAGGAGGACUUUGAGCAGGAGAAGAGGAAGAUGACGCAGCAGCUGAUGGAGCUGGAGAAGCUGGUCCUGGCUCUGGAGGAGGUGAUGGACCCGGCCAGUCCACACAGGACUCAGCUGGAGGAGGUUCGAUCAGAGAACGGAGCUCUUCAGGAGCGACUGAACGUCCUGCAGCAGGAAGUCCAGAACCUGGAGGACGACGUCGCCAAGAAGAGGAGGAGACUGGAGGAGAUGGAGAGAGAGCACGAGAGGAGGAGAGAGGAAGAGGAGAGGCUGCACAGAGAGAACUCUAAGUAUCGAGAGGAGGUUCUGGAUCUGAGCAGCAGGAACCUGCAGCUGAGCAACGACAACGCCGAGCUGAGCGCCCGUCUCCGCGGAGACCAGGAGUCGGUCCGGAUGCUGCGGGAGCGCCUGGCGACCGUCUCCAAGGAGCAGGAGGAGGAGGGCGCUACGGUGCGGCGGCUGCAGGACGCAGCGCUGCAGCAGGAGAGAGAGAAGCAGCAGCUGCAGGCGUCCUGGACUCAGGAGAGACAGCUGCUGGAGACAGAGCUCAGCUGCUACAAGGACAAGCUGGGCCGUCUGUCGGAGCUGGAGGCAGAGCUCAGCAGUGUGACUCUGAAGCAGCAGUGGUUGGAGGAGGACAAGGCCAAACUGCUGAGAGAGGCCGAGGCCCGGAACGACAAGGUGGAGAAGCUGCAGCAGUCUGUUCUCUCUCUGGAGUCCGAGGCCGAGCUGCUUCGCUCUCAGCUCGCCGCCGUCAGUCGGGAGAAACUCGGCCACGCCCAGGAAGUGACGGAGCUGCAGAGGAAGCUGCAGGACGCUCACGACAAGGUGGAGGAGCUGGAGACCAGCGUCCGGAGGCUGACGAGGGAGAAGGAGGAGCUGCGUCGGGCCCAGGAGGAGCAGGAGGAGCAGGCCUCCAUCACUCUGCAGGAGGAGACCCACAGACUGAGAGUCCAGAACCAGGAGCUCCAGAACAAGCUGUCAGAGCUGCAAGUCCAGGGUCUGCAGGUCCACAAACUGACCCAGGAGCAGCAGAACCUGAAGACCAAACUGAGCGAGCUGGAGACGGCGCGGACGCAGGCCGAGGACCAGGCGGCGCGGGCCGACACGGCGCUCGGCCUGGUGCAGGCGCAGCACCUGCGGCAGCUGCAGGAGCUGCAGGAGCGGGCGGGCGACGGGCCCAGGGAGCAGGUGGAGCUGCUGCAGGUUCGGCUGCAGGAGGAGCAGAGGAGGAGUCAGCAGCUGGAGGAGACGCUGAGGAUCCAGGCCCAGCAGAGCUGCUCCCAGAUCAGCAUCAAACAGGAGCAGUACGAGAAGGCGAUGGCGUCCCUGCAGCAGAGGGUGGAGGACCUGGAGACCAAACUGAAGGGGGUCCGGAUGGUUCUGCAGGAGAAAGUCCAGCAGCUCAAAGACCAGCUGGCGAAGAACUCCAAGUCGACGGCGCUGCUGAAGGACCUGUACGUGGAGAACUCUCAGCUGAUGAAGGCUCUGCAGGUCACCGAGCAGCGGCAGAAAAACGCCGAGAGGAAGAACGUGGUGAUGGAGGAGAAGAUCAACGCCCUCAACAAGCUGCUCAGAGAGAUCGUCCUGGACGUCGCUCGCCACGUAGAGAAACACUGCUCUGAGAUCAGAUUCACUGAAGCAGCUUCAGCAGUUAGCAGGCUGUGGUUAGCCUAGCUUAGCUACAAAGACUGGAAGCAGAGGGAAACUGUUAGCUGUAGAGAGGUGACACACACACACACACACACACACACAUCAGUUUUUACCUGUUUCAGUCGACUGACGUCAGUGAGACGCAAAAACAACCUGAGGUUUCAGGAAUAAAGAUUAAAGAGUCAGUUACAAGAAGAAGAAAAAAAAUAAUAAGAAAAAGUUUUUAUCAGAAAAAGCCAAAAUAUUUCAAGAUUAAAAUCUUUGAACACAUCUGAUAUUUGGACUUUAAACUAAUUUCAAAAUAUAUUUCAGAAUAAAUGUUUGUGUUAAUACUAAAAUUCUGAAUUUAUUCCUGUAAAAUUUUUACUUUUCUCUGAAAAGUCUAAAUUCUUUUAAAUUCCUUUUCCCUAAAAUUAUAAUUUUAUUUCUUGUAACAUUAGUGUUUUUCUCAAUAUUUCAGAUUAUUUUCUUCUCUAUUCUUAAAUAAGACUUUAUUUAUUAAAAUAUUGUGAUUUUUGUUAAAUGAAGAAUAGAUUUUUUAAACUUCUUUCAGAGAAAAUUUUGUUUUUACCAGAAACAAAUAUUUUUCAUAAAAUUUAAAUUUUAUUCUCAUAAAACUUUUUCUCAAACUUUUGACUCUUUUCUUGUAACUGUUUUUUUUAUUCCUGAUAAAUCUGAAUCUGUCUCUCACACUGUUGCAGUAAAUCUUCACGCUGCGUCCAGGUGCGACGUCGGUGACUCACAGGUGAAGGUUGUUCAGCAGCUUGUGGGCGUGGCCUGUUGGAUGAGUCAUCGGCGUCCUCACCUGUGAUGAGGUCGCUCCUCCCUCCUGAAGCUGCUUCACAGAAACUGAACUUUUGUUUCUCGAUGAAGGAAAACCAGUCUGAGCACACACACACACACACACCUGUACAUAAACAGGUCGCACUACUCUGAAGUAUUUCAGCCAUGAGGGUAUUAUUAGAUUAUGAUGUUUAUUUUAUAUAUUUUUAUUGUUAUUUUUAAGGUCAAACUGAGACUUUUAUUUUUGUGGCGGUCAUAAAGAGACUUCCUGUCUGCAGGCAGCUGCUGGUUCUGUUUCAGUCUGUGUUUUUCCCUCAGAGUGAGACCUCCCACUCUGAUUUACUCUCCUUCCUGUUCAGGUGCAACAAACCAAAUCUCACCUGUCUGUGGACCAAAGACAGACGAUCUGUGUGUUCUCCUCCUGUUUGAUAAUGUCCAUGAAAACCACAAUAAAUGAUCUGUUUUUAUCUCA